AUGCCAGGACAGUAUACACCCUUUCGAGGAACUACAGAGGAAGAGGCGAGGGAGCAUCAUGCGAAACGUCCAAAAUCUCCAGAUCUCUUGAUAUGCCAGAAUUGUGGAUUCACCGCUACAAAUGCGCUUCACGGCAGUUACAUCAGCACUGUUAAAGUGCUUGGCCACUCCGGCCCUGGGGGUGUAUGGGCAAUUGGCGACAAAUACAUUUUGAAAGAAGUGGCUAUUGAUAAUAACAGGUUCGGUGAUCACUACCUAGGCCCUGAAUAUCCAAUGACUCAUUUCUUGGACGAAAACUCGACGAUUCCUGUGGCAAAGAAUAUGAAGCAUUGGUCGGAUCGUGCAAGUAAUUUUUUUCUCAUGGAUAGGGUUCCAGGUGAAUCGUUGGAGAAGAUUGGGCCCCAACUUUUAUGGGACGAGGUAGUAGUCCUUGCUGACGAAGUCGCGGACCAUCUUGUACAACUACGUAAAUUUACAUCAGAUAAACUACAAGCUCCAGAUGGUUCGCUGAUAAGAGACUCAACUUUCGGUCCUCAAGGGGCCUUGCAUUUUUGGACGUCUGAUGUGGACGAAUGGUGGGCUCGAGUGGAACCGAGCAUUCGGGAUAAAUCUCGUAAGGAUCAUCUCAUGGAACAAUAUUCCCUUCUUAUCAAGCCUGGAGGACCUUUUGUGCUCACGCAUGGGGAUUUAAACGUGCAGAAUAUUAUGGUGAAAGAUAAGCAUGUGAGUGGGAUCAUCGACUGGGAGCAUGGGGGUUAUCUUCCAGAAUGGUGGGAAUUGAAGGAGCUGGAAAGACUUCAAAGUAAGCAAUGGGCGAGAGCGCUGAGAGAGGCAUUGGCAAGGAGAAACGUAGUGCCCUCAGAAGCGGCGAAAACUUUCGCGGCGACAUUUUACAACGCUUUUAAAGACGUAACCCCUGCCAUUUUUAAUAAAUCGGUCAAAUUUUACAACAGAACUUUUCAUUGGGAAUCUCCAAGUAUCCCCCAUUAUUCCGCAGAAAAAUCCUUAAAUAGCGUUAUAUGGUUGGCGAAACUCAAAAGAGAGGGCAUAGAGAAAACGGAAGCGGAAAAGAAGGCGAUCGAGGAUAGGAUAAAGACAGCAGAGGACAGAGCCAAGGUAGCAGAGGAAAAGCUUGCUGAAAAUGAGACAAUCUUGGCAGAAUUCAAUAAGCUAAGUGUGGAAGAGAAAGAAAAUUUGAAGAGGGGAAAGUAG
Messenger RNA from Botrytis sinoallii, 1212 nucleotides. RefSeq lists its product as uncharacterized. The transcript has a single exon. NCBI's taxonomy places the organism in Eukaryota, Fungi, Ascomycota, Leotiomycetes, Helotiales, Sclerotiniaceae. The record is from RefSeq and is a predicted model, not a curated record. Bases 1 to 1212 code for a protein of 403 amino acids.